AUGCUGACCGCGCUCGCCCGGCCAGCCCUGCCCGGCCUCCCAGGGCAGCUGCCUGCGGCCCCCGCCCGGCGUCAGGACUCCUCCGGUUCGUCAGGCUCCUACCACACGGCCCCGGGUUCUCCAGAGCCCCCGGACGCCGGGCCGGACGCGGAGUGCCGGGCGAAUUGGCCCGGGGUGGCCCCUGCGCUGGGGGCGGGCGCGCAGCCUCGCCUGUCCGUCAGCGCCCAGAAUAGCCGCCAGCAGCUCGGGCCCGGCUCGGGUUUCCCGCGAGGCCCGGGCUCCCGCCCGCGGCCACCCCAGCCCCAGCUGCGCAUGCUGCCGUCGGGGGAGAUGGAAGUCAUCUUCGGCGCCGGGGCUCUGUUCAGCCGCUCGGACGCGGCGGAUAGCGAGGUGCAACAACUCACCAAGCGGGCUUUCCGCAGCCUCUCUCCGCCCGGGCCCGCGACUCCGGCUCCCGCCACACCGACGCCCCAGACCCCCGACGGUGGCUCCCGCUGGGCCACUUACCUGGAGCUGCGGCCCCGCGGGCCGAGUCCUGGGACCCCAGCGCAGUUCGAGUGUGUGGAGGUGGCGCUGGAGGAGCGCGACGCGCCCGCUAGGACCCGGACGGUGCCCAAGCGUCAGAUCGAGUUGCGCCCCCGGCCCCGGAGUCCGCCGCGGGAGGCGGGAGCACCGCGCCCCCGACUGCUUCUGCGCACUGGCUCCCUGGACGAGUCGCUGGGCCGCCUGCAGGAAGCCGCGGGCCUAGUGCAGACAGCACUGGCCAGAAAACUGAGCCCUGCGGCCCCUGCCCCGGGCAGCGCCACCUUCGGGCCCACGGGGCGGCCAGAGUGUGCGACUCGGGAAACGGCCCGCAGUACCCGAAAGGUCCUGGAGGAGGCCAGGUCUCGGCCACCCCGCGUGCACUAUAGUUCAGCCCCCACCAGGGCACCACGGCCGUGGCCCAGCCUCCGAGAGCGCGCGAUUCGGCGCGACAAGCCCGCGCCGGGGACCGAGCCGCUGGGUCCGGUUAGUUCCAGCAUCUUCCUGCAGUCAGGGGAGAAGACUCAGGAGGCUCACAGUCAGGAACUCAAGACUCAGUUCCCGCGAGAGACUCUGGAUCGAACCGUCCUGAGGGCACAAAGUCCGCCUUUCGAGUCUACGGCCCCCCGGGAAGUUCCGAGUAAGGCUGGGAGACCAAGGAGCUCGUCCCCGCUGUGGCAGGCUCCAAAUGGGACGAUACGAGGUCCACACUGCCCGUCCCCCCAGAAUCUGCCCCCGUGGAAUCGGGCUAUUCGGAGGGUAAGUAGCCCGUCGUUCCCUGAGGCAUCAUCUGCAUGGGGAAAUCAGGAUGCCGCUGUUGAGGAAACUGUCCGCAGAAGCCCUUCCCCACCGACCCUUCCCCAAUGGAAUCACGGUGUUGCCAGGACAAGAAGCCCAUCCCCCGAAGCUCCUUCCCUAUCGGAGGUUCGGCAACCUGCAGUUAGGAAUGCCACAGCGAGCUGUAGGAACCCGUCCCCGCCGGCCCUGUCCUCAUGGGAGGCACCAGAUCGUACUAAUGGGACGUGGAACCCAUCUCCCCAAGAGACGUGGGAUCGCACACAGCAGGGCUCAUCGAUGGUAUCUGCGUCGGAAGCUCUGAAUGGGAUAGGACAAGAGGAGCUCGAGCUGCCUGGGCCGUCCGCAGCCGGGACUCCCGAGCUCACAGAGGCGCCGAGGCAGUCCACGCGGGAGAGGCGGGAUCUUGCCUUCCGAGGCAGUCAGCCGUCGCCAGAAGUGGCUGCACCUGAGCUGCGCCUCAGUCGCCCCGUGGGUACCCUGGAGGCCGAUGUGCACCGGGAAGCCUUGGGCCCGGGAGAAGCCGCCUCCGGACGGCCGCGCGUGGCCAUCCCGCGGCCCCGCGACGUGCGCAAGAUGGUGAAGACCACGUACGCGCCAAGCUUCUCCGCGGGAACCCCAGCUUUGGGGCGGCCUGUGCCUCCUGCGGAACCCCGCGGGGAGGAGGGCGGCGCAUCCAAGACACAAGAGUUCCAGGCGCUGGGGUCCCCAGCCCCAGCUCACUACACUUCUGUUUAUCUCAAGGACUUUCUUCCGGUUGUGACGCACCCCUACGAGCCCCCAGAGCCGCCUCCUGACCCAGUCCCCCGGGACGCUUCGCAGCCCAACGGGGUCCUGAGGCGGAGAGCAGAGAACAGCACGGCAAAACCCUUCGCGCGCACUGAGAUCCGCCUGCCUGGUGCACUGGUCUUGGGCCGCCGGCCAGAGGGAGCCGGGGGAGUUCUGGCGCGCGGUGCUGGCAGAGAGAACCGGGACGCUGAGGCCCAGGGCCUGGUCCCCGACGGCGAGGGGCGGAACAGCCCUCUAGGCGGCGCUCGCACCUCACCCCAGCAGUCGCCCAUCGGGCCGGCCGGGCCCCAACCACCCCGACCACCCUGCCCCAGCUCCCCUCAGGCGCACCCUAGCUCGAGCCCUGGGAUAGCGCCCAAAUUGGAGGCUCCCCCUGUAGCCCUCGAGCCUGCGACUGAGGUCCGGUCGUCUGUCCCGCGGGAGCCCCAGGCGUCGGCCCGCAGAACAGCCCCGCCCCAGCCCCGUGCCGCCUCGGCGCCUCCGAUGGACCGGUCCCCCGAAGGUUCCUUCCAGGGGGCGCGCAGGCCACCUGGGACCGCGUACGCUGGGAAGGUCCUGGUGGACCCCGAGAGCGGCCGCUACUACUUUGUGGAGGCGCCGCGGCAGCCUCGGCUACGGCUGCUCUUCGACCCCGAAAGCGGGCAAUACGUAGAGGUGCUGCUGCCGCCGUCGCCCCCGGGGCCACCCCGCCGCGUCUACACCCCGCUAGCCCCGGGCUCUGGCCUCUACCCGCCCGCCUAUGGGCCUAUCCCGGGCCUCUCAAUGCCGCCGUCCCCCGGCCCACAGGCCUUCAGCGGCCCCCAUGUACCCUGGGCCUCCGAGGCGGGGCCCCUGGACGGGAUGUACUACCUGCCAGUGAGUGGAACCCUCAGCCCCGCUCCUCCUCUGCUCCUCUGUGCUCCGCCCAACAGUUCAGGUUCAGCCCAGCCCGGCAAGGGGUCGUUGUUCCCCGUGUGA
Messenger RNA from Neomonachus schauinslandi (Hawaiian monk seal), 3063 nucleotides. RefSeq names its product proline rich basic protein 1 (gene PROB1). The transcript has a single exon. The record is from RefSeq and is a predicted model, not a curated record. Gene Ontology annotation, cellular component: nucleoplasm. Bases 1 to 3063 code for a protein of 1020 amino acids. Lineage: Eukaryota; Metazoa; Chordata; Mammalia; Carnivora; Phocidae.